AAAACUGGAAUUUCCCAGGCCGGCCAGGAGCGCUCCCUGUUUCCCGUGUCCCUUAUCAGGAGCAUUCCAGGCUGUUUGUCCCGAGCCGGGCGUGACUCACGGGAUGGGGCCGGGCAGGUGGAGCAGGAAAAGUCACCUGGGCAGGAAGGGACAAAACACACCUGGGAAAAGUCACCUGCGCAGGAAGGGACAAAACACACCUGGGAAAAGUCACCUGCGCAGGAAGGGACAAAACACACCUGGGAAAAGUCACCUGCGCAGGAAGGGACAAAACACACCUGGGAAAAGUCACCUGCGCAGGAAGGGACAAAACACACCUGGGAAAAGUCACCUGGGCAGGAAGGGACAAAACACACCUGGGAAAAGUCACCUGGGCAGGAAGGGACAAAACACACCUGGGAAAAGUCACCUGGGCAGGAAGGGACAAAACACACCUGGGAAAAGUCACCUGGGCAGGAAGGGACAAAACACACCUGGGCUGCCCCGCGCCGCUGCUCCUCCUCCUCCUCCUCCUCCUCCUCCUCCUCCUCCUCCUCCUCCUCCUCCUUCUUCUUCUCCUCCCGCUCCCGGAAAAUCCCCGCAGCUCCCGCCUGGAAUUCCGGGGCGCCGAACCCCCGGGUGGAAUUUGUGGAAAUUUCUGGAGGAUUUCUGGAGGAUUUCUGGAGGAUUUCUGGAGAUUUCUGGAGGAUUUCUGGACAUUUCUGGAGGAUUUCUGGAGAUCUCUGGAGGAUUUCUGGAGGAUUUCUGGACAUUUCUGGACAUUUCUGGAGGAUUUCUGGAGAUCUCUGGAGGAUUUCUGGAGAGGAGCCGGGGUCCCGCAGAGCUGGAGAUGGUUUUUUUGAUGGUUUUGGUGGUUUCAAUGGUUUCGAUGGUUUUGUCCUUCUAACAACACCUGAGCAGGCCCGGCUUAUGGUCCAUAAUUCUCCCAGAAUUAAAGAUUUUUUAUGGAAUCCUCUGCUCUGCUCCCAGCUCGGGUGCCGGGGAGCACCACGUGGGACUCUCGCAGGGCUCAGUUCCUCUCGGGGCGCUCGGCCAUGUCGUGCUUCCCGCAGCUGUGGCGCUCCAGAACCCCGGAGUCCCCCACCAGCCCGGUGGCCCCGGCGGAGCCCGCGGCGAGCCCGGUGAGCCCGGUGAGCCCGGUGAGCCCGGCGAGCCCGGCAUCCCCGGCGGAGAAGGGCCGCGCGUCCCCCGGGGGCUCCCCGGGCUGCGCCAGCCCCGCCUCGCCCAAGCCGGCGUCGCCGGUGGAGUGCUCCAUCUGCUUCAACACCUACGACAACACCUUCAAGACGCCCAAGCUGCUGCAGUGCUCGCACGUGUUCUGCCUGGAGUGCGUGGCGAGGCUGAGCGCGGCGCUGCCGCCCGGCCAGCCCGAGCAGCCGCUGCUGCCGUGCCCGUUCUGCCGCCAGCUCACCAGCAUCCCCCGGCAGGGCCCGCCCGGCCUGCGCACCAGCCGCGAGCUGCUGGCCACGCUGCCGCCCGAGCUGCAGCGCGAGAGGCCGCUGUGGAUGGACGGCACCAAGCUGUGCUGCCGCCGCGCCUCGGACGACGCCGAGAACCCCGAGUCGUGCAUCUCCAUCGACGUGGCCAUGAGCAAGCCCGAGAGCGCCGAGGCGGCGGCGCCGGAGGGGUUGGCGGCGCGGCUGUCGCGGUGCGAGCUGUGCGACGACUGGAAGCGCGUGGUGCUGCUGUCGGCGCUGGUCAUCAUCAUCUUCUGCAUCAUCCUGUGGCCCGUGCAGUGCGCGCUCAAAACCGGCAACCUGCGCUGCUUCACGCGGACUGCGGCCGUCAGCAGGCCAGACCUGCUGCCACCCAAGGCCACCACGGCGGCGGUGGCGGCUGUCACACGGCCGCCCUUCCAGUAGUGACAGAGCUGGUGGAUGUGCUCGGCUCUGUGGGGAUGAGGGACAGGACCUGUCCUGGCAGGAUUUGGGACAAAAUCCCCUUUCUAGAGCUCCUGGAUGUGCUCAGGGAUGGGAACAGGGACAGGACCUGUCCUGACACGACUUGGGACAAAAUUCCUUUUCUAGCAGUGCCAGAGCCUCUGGAUUUGCUCAGCUCCAUGGGGACAAGGAACAGGACCUGCUUUCCUGAUGGAAUUUGGGACAAAAUCCCCAUUCCAGCGGUGCCAGAGCCUCUGGAUCUGCUCAGCUCCAUGGGGAUGAGGGACAGGACCUUCUGUCCUAACAGGAUUUGGGACAAAAUCCCCAUUCCAGGGGUGCCAGGACUCCUGGAUGUACCCAGGGAUGGGAACAGGGACAGGACCUGCUGCCCUGACAGGAUUUGGGACAAAAUCCCCAUUCCGGUGGCACCAGGAGCCUCUGGACCUGCUCAGCUCCACGGGGACAGGGACAGGACACAAACGCCCUCUCCUGGAUCUGCUCAGCUCCAUCCCCAGGGCAGAGAUCCAAGCGGGACCUGCCGCAUUCCUGGGAUUCCUGGCAGGCCCCAAAACCCCCUCCCCGCACCGCGAGGUCUCCGUUUCUUGGGAUUUCUGCUUUUUAUGGGAAGCAGCAGAAAUUUGACCUUUGAAAUUUGGGGUCGUCCUGGGUUUGUCCUUUGCCCUUCCAAUCCAAAAUGUUCUCGAUUUGUGUAACACUCACCUGACUCCUCCUUAUCCCAAUUUCUGGAUUUCUGCCUUUGAUGGGAAGCAAUUUCUUGGGAUUUCUGGCUUUUAUGGGAAGCAGCAUAAAUUUGACACCUGGGUUUGUCCAAGAUCUCUCAUUUUGCCUUUCAAAUCCAAAGGAGACCGAUGGAAUCGUCCUUCCCAGUCCUUGCACUGGUGGCACUGGUCCGUCCCUGUGGGAUGUUCAGCCCACCUGGAAACGUUUUUAUCAAACCUGGAAACGUUUUUAUCAAACCUGGAAACGUUUUUAUCAAACCUGGAAUCAUUUUUAUCAAACCCCAUCCUGCUCCAGGCUGAUUUUCCAUGGAUUUCCAGCAGGGAAAUCUGUAGGAUGUAAAAAAUCGGUUGGAAAAUGCUGCGGAGGGGAUAAAAAAGAGACAAAAGAGGGAAAAGUGGAGAUCCCAAGAGCUGAAACCACUCCCUGGCCACAGAGGAGGGGAAGGAAAGACACCAAAGUCCUGCAAAACCUCAGGAUUGGGCUUGGGAUUCAUGGAAAACUGAAUUUAGGAGACACAGGAGCCCCUCUGCUUCACCCCGCUCUGCCCAGCAAACAGCACCAGAAAUAAACAGGAUUUUCCUUUAUUCCAGGAGAGAAAAAAGAUUGAAAAAAAAUGAAAAAAAAAGAAGCACCAGGCCCCUUACAAACCUCUUUAAUCGUUUCCAAACUUUAUUUCUGGGUGAUUUGACGAAAAGACACGAGUUAGUAAUGGUUAUAUCAUGCUGCUCCUCGAGUGCGCAUCGCCCUUCGGAAUUCACCCUCUGCACCGACACCUCAGGGGGUUUAAAUUAAAAAAAAAACAAAAAAAAAGCCCCAAAAUAAUCAAAUCUGGAAGAAAAAAAAAAAACCCAACCUCAGUGUGUCCUUUUUUGUGGGUUUUUUUCCCCCCUGUGGUAUAAAUGUUAUUAAAAAUAAAGCCCGGGUGAAGUGCUAAGGGCGCUGCUGGAAAUUCCAAAUGCUCCCCCAUGAGGACACCAAAUCCUGGUUUAAGGCAUUUCCAAGCCCCAGCAAAAGCAGGAUGAGUUUUUAUUUCUAUUUUUAGUUCAGUUGUUGGGUUGUUCUUGGUGAUUUUUUCUUUUUUUUUUGCUGUUUCUUCGUUCCUGAAAAGCGACAACUUCCCCGUCCCUCUGGAGCUGGAACAUCCAAGCCCAGCUGGGAAAUCCCAUUCCCAAAAUACGGAUUGGGGCACCCCCAGAUCCCUCCCUCCCAUCCCAGCCCAGCGUUUCCCACCAGGAAUCCCAACCUGGACCCAGCAGCCGCUAAAAAAUGGGAAUUUUGGCACCCACGGAACCCCCCCCGGCCACAGCAGAGCCCUCGUCCCACGCAGGGCACAGCCCCCCAUGGAAUACUGAACCCCGGAUUUUCCACAGGAAAUGUCACAGUUUGGGAAUAUUUAUUUUUUUUUUUUUUAAAUCAAA
Prinia subflava (tawny-flanked prinia) is the source of this 4039-nucleotide messenger RNA. RefSeq names its product ring finger protein 223 (gene RNF223). The transcript is spliced from 4 exons. Bases 945 to 1862 code for a protein of 305 amino acids. Gene Ontology annotation, molecular function: ubiquitin protein ligase activity. Lineage: Eukaryota; Metazoa; Chordata; Aves; Passeriformes; Cisticolidae. Gene Ontology annotation, biological process: protein ubiquitination. The record is from RefSeq and is a predicted model, not a curated record.